AAGACAACAUCAACCUCCUAUCUUCUAUCUCUUUUUAUUUCGCCGACAGGUUUUAUGCUGGCUUGUUUCUGCUCUAUGUGUAGAGUAUCUCUAUGAUAUUUAUACACUUGCUAGUCACGUGAUCAGAGUAUAUUAAACAUAAAGAACGAGUGAUCAUGUCUGCUCCGGUUAAAAGACGAGAAAUUCAAGAAGAUGUUAAGGACGAUGAUGAGGAACAAGAAUCAUCUGAUGGCGAGGAUGACGAGCAAGAACAAGUUGAAGAAUCGGGAAUGGAAAUUCAAGUUGAUUUUGAAGGACGUAGUCCACAAGAUUCAGAUUUUUUUGGAAUCAAAACAUUACUGCAACAACUAUUUUUAAAAGCGCAAAUAGAUUUGUCUGCGUUAACCGAACUAAUAAUUUCACAGAAUUAUGUAGGAUCGGUAAUAAGACAAUCAGAAGAUUGUGAUGACGAAGAUGAAGAUGAAGAAGACACGGAUGAUAUUUAUGGCGUAUUUGGUAUUACGACUGUAAUAAAUAUAUCGGAUAAACAGAAUGUUCCAUGCAUACAACGAUUAAGAGAUUUAUUGCUAGAAUUAUCUAGCGAACAUGCUACGGAUGCGGCUUAUACUUUGAUCAAAAAUGUACUUCAGAACGACUCACAACCAAUCGGUUUGCUCAUUAAUGAAAGGUUCAUGAAUAUACCUACGCAAAUCUCUGUACCUCUUUUCGAAAAUUUAAUCUCUGAGAUGAAACGCGCCACUAGUAAAAAAAUGCCAUUUGAAUUUUCUUAUUAUAUACUCAUUUGUAAAUUAUACAAAGGAGAUGAUAAAAAGAUUGAAAAGAAAAAGAAAAAUAAAAACAAGAAUAACAGCGAAUCGCCAACAAUUAUUUGGAGCAAUUCAGAAGAAGAAAUAUUUGCUGAUAAAGCAUUGGUUAGUUUUGAAUUUUCAGUUGAAAACGAAACGGAUAGUGCUUUAUCCGGACUGUGGACUGAAACUGAUGAAGAAAUGAAACCAUACAGACGAGUGUUGUUGAUCGAAGCUUCUACGUUGCCAUCCAUAAUUAACACAAUUAAAAACCAAAUAUCUUAAUUUUUACUUAAGAUCAUCAUCAAUCGAUACAUCGUAAAACUCGCUUCGACUUUUAUAACAAUAUAAUGUAAUUUUCAUAAGAUUAUAAUUAUCAAAAUAAUUAUAACAAUAAUAAGCUUUAAAGGGGGAACAGAUUUCUUUCGCGUAUUUCUACGAAAAAAAAAAAAUGAAAAA
Messenger RNA from Polistes dominula (European paper wasp), 1244 nucleotides. RefSeq names its product protein BCCIP homolog. Lineage: Eukaryota; Metazoa; Arthropoda; Insecta; Hymenoptera; Vespidae. The record is from RefSeq and is a predicted model, not a curated record. Gene Ontology annotation, cellular component: nucleus.